Sorghum bicolor (sorghum) is the source of this 2781-nucleotide messenger RNA. RefSeq lists its product as uncharacterized. The record is from RefSeq and is a predicted model, not a curated record. Gene Ontology annotation, cellular component: ubiquitin ligase complex; cytoplasm. Gene Ontology annotation, biological process: protein polyubiquitination; positive regulation of proteasomal ubiquitin-dependent protein catabolic process; ubiquitin-dependent protein catabolic process. Bases 552 to 2384 code for a protein of 610 amino acids. The transcript is spliced from 3 exons. Gene Ontology annotation, molecular function: ubiquitin conjugating enzyme binding; ubiquitin protein ligase activity; zinc ion binding. Lineage: Eukaryota; Viridiplantae; Streptophyta; Magnoliopsida; Poales; Poaceae.
UCUGCUAGACAUUUAACAAUAUUUUUUUUCUUUCGUAACAAAUCAGUAAAUAAUACUUUUAACCAUAACUUUUCAAACAACACAACAUAAAUCCCUGGCUGCCACGCGUGAGCCGUGUCCCAAAACGGGUCCGAGGGAGAGAGGACUUCGCAUUAGCGUGCACGCGACGCGUCUCCGUCUCCAUGCCGUCGCUAAACCCAAAAGGAAUUAGCACGUCCCAAAACCCCCCCACGAACCUGCGCUCGCUGAUCCCGAAUCCCCAUCCAUCAUCAUCAGCUUUGGGCCUUCGGCCCGCCCGCCGCGUCGGCAGCCGUCCACCUCCUCGCUUCCCGCAACGCUCUCCGAUCGCGCCCGGUCGAUCGCCGCCGCGCGGGACUGCGCAAGCGGCGGGCGGACCCGCGGACGCGUGCGCUGCGCCGCCGACGCGCGCCUUAGACACUUGACGGAGCCCGCCGCUGGGAGCAAGCACGCGGAGGGAGGGGCGCCCCUAUUUUGCUGGCCUCGGCUGAGUGUUGAUUCAGUUCAAUCGAGAGAGCAGCACAGCUACAGCAAUGUUGGACCACCUGAUUUCCAUACUAAUGGAUGCAGUUGGAGUGUUGCCAGCUAAGGAUCUGCAGGUGCCGGCCGAAGAGGCUUUUGGGUUCUCAACUCACUCAGCGACGGUCUGUGUGGUUUGCAAACUGGCCAUCCCAUCGUUGGAAGCCUCAUGGAAACCUGACAGCUGUGGCCAUGCCAUCUGCAUUCCCUGCUUCUGGCAAUAUGUACCUGAGAUGGAGGCCACUGAUGGGCUGUCUAGGUGUGCAGUGCCUUCUUGUCAAUCUUUGUGCAAGCCCGAGACCACUCAGGGGAUGAUCAAUGUGGGUCAUGGCACCUUGAUCUCAGUUGCAGCCAUAAACAGUGGCAAAGGGAAAGAACCGUUGGAUGGAGUGCUUGAGGAGCUAGGCCAAUGCUCUCGUGGUGUGGAUCCAGUGCCCAGCAGUGACUUCUACUGUGCCAUAUGCAUGGAGACCGUGCAUGUCGGAGAGCUCUUCCCCGUACCCGGGUGCACACACCUCUUCUGUGUCAGCUGCAUGAGCCAGUACAUCGCUGCUAAGGUUGAGAAUAAUGUGUUCUCCAUUGGAUGCCCUGAACCGGGUUGCAAUGAUGGUGUGCUGGACCCAGAGGUGUGCCGUGACAUGAUCUCGUUGCAGCUGUUCCAGAGGUGGGGCGAUGCACUCUGUGACUCAGCACUGGGGGCAUUCGGGUUCCACUGCCCCUUCAAGGACUGCUCGGCAUUGCUGGUCAAUGAACGUAGCCCUGACGAGGCGGUAAUAAGGCAAACCGAGUGCCCACACUGCUCACGGAUGUUUUGUGCACAGUGCAAGGUGGCAUGGCACUCCGGCGUAACAUGUGAAGAUUUCCAGCAGCUCAGGAAUGAUGAACAGGGCCGAGAUGACCCACUGCUUAAGAAGGUCGUCGUGCAUGAGAACAAGUGCCAGACGUCCCAGCAGCUCAGGAAGGAUGAACAGGGCCAAGAUGACUCGCUGCUUAUGAAGGCCGUGCAUGAGAAUAAGUGGCAGAGGUCCCUCCGGUGUUUGGUAGCUACAUGUAAAUCUUUGUGGAAGGCAAAUCGGAUGAUCGAUGUGGGUCAUAGCACCUUGGUCUCAACUGAAGACAUGGACAGACAGAAACAGAAAGACAUGGAUAAUAUGCUUCAGGAGCUAGGCCAAUGCUGCCCUGGUGGGUAUGCGAUUGCCAGCAGUGAAUUCUACUGCACCAUAUGCAUGGAGUCAGUGGACGUCAGGGAGCUCUUCCCCGUUUCUGGGUGCACACACCUCUUCUGCAUCAACUGCGUGAGCCAGUACAUCACUGCAAAGGUCGAGGAUAGUGUGUUGUCCAUUGGCUGCCCUGAACCGGGAUGUAAGGAUGGUGCAUUGGACCCAGAAGUGUGCCGCGACGUGAUCCCGCUGCAGCUGUUCCAGAGGUGGGGAGCUGCUCUCUGUGACUCGGCGCUAGGUGCAUUCAAGUUCUACUGCCCCUUUAACGACUGCUCGGCAUUGCUGGUUGACGAACGCCGCCACGGUGAGGCAGCGAUAACACAAGCUGAGUGCCCACACUGCUGCCGGAUGUUCUGUGCACAGUGCAAGGUGGCAUGGCAUGACGGUGUCACCUGCGCAGAGUUCCAGCGGCUUGGCAAGGAUGAGCGGAGCAGGAAUGACCUGCUGCUGAGGAAGGUCGCGGAGCGAAGCAACUGGCAGAGGUGCCCCAAGUGCAAAAUGUACGUCGAGAGGACCGAGGGCUGCGUGUACAUCGUCUGCAGGUGUGGACAUCGCUUCUGCUAUCUCUGCGCAUCCCCAAUGUCACAAGGCAUCCAUCGUUGCAGUAGGUGCAAGAGGACCUGGUGAAUGACCUGAAGCUGCAAAACUCUACGUGUUGACAUGAGGGAAGUUCUCAACUACAUACUAAAUUCCAGGCUACUGUGACUUGGUUAACGUUGGCUUGUGCAAUUAUUAUUUGGCAAAUCAGUAUCAAUGGAGCUCUGUUGGUUAACAUAAAAUAUUUACGAUGGAACAUAUAUAAUGCAGGUAGCAGUGUAUUAUAACGUAAAAAAAAAUGAAAUGUCAGAAACUUGCAUAGUGUAGAUACUUAUGAGAGCUGAUGACUUUCUUAUGAAGAAACAACUACUACCUCAGUGAGAACUAGAUGUGUUCCUCUUAUAUUGAAUUGCUGAGCAUGUGAAUGAUCUUCAUAUAUGAACUUACAAUUCCAAUAGAUAACUUUAUGAUCGAUGGAUCCCUCUAA